Molecule: messenger RNA, 1482 nt
Organism: Capsicum annuum
Lineage: Eukaryota; Viridiplantae; Streptophyta; Magnoliopsida; Solanales; Solanaceae
Product: bZIP transcription factor 11
Exons: 1
Coding region: 674-1186 (170 amino acids)
Biological process (GO): positive regulation of DNA-templated transcription
Cellular component (GO): nucleus
Molecular function (GO): transcription cis-regulatory region binding; DNA-binding transcription factor activity
Source: RefSeq, a predicted model, not a curated record
UGAACAAAAUAUUUUAAUUUGUUGACACCCACUUUUUCAGCUAUAAAAUCCCAGCCAAAACACCUUCUUUAACCCCUCUCUCUUUUUCUCCCUCCUUUUCUCUCUACAUUUUCCUCAAUACUCUAUUUGCCAAUUAGCCAAAGCCUCUCUUUUUUUGUUCUUGAAAUCUCCACCACCCAAUUUUUUUUUUUUAUUUUUGUGUUCAUUUUCUUUUGUUGUGAUCAGGCUGGACUCUCAACAAGGGAAAAAAGCCUUGUCAUCUUUAUUUUUUCUACUAACAAAAUCAUACAAGGGGUUUUAUUUUUGUUCUUCUAAGCUAAUCUUGAUGCUACCCCAAUUAUUUUUAAUCUUUGAAAUUCAUGUCUGCAAUUCUCAGUGAACUGUUUCUUUCGGGGUUUAUGAUAAAUUCCACAUAUAGGCGCAGGACCCAUUUGGUGCAAUCUUUCUCUGUUGUUUUCCUUUACUGGUUUUACUUCAUCUCAUAGCCUGCCCCCUAUAUUCACCACUACUUUUAUAUAUUAAUUAAUUAAUUAAUCUUACUAGUAUUUCUAUAAAUAAGAAGAAAAAAAUAAUUUAUAUAUUUUUCGUUGUACUUUUGUUUCUAAAAUCAAAAACUCCAUCUGGGUCCUGCUAGUUUUUCUCUAAUUUUAAUUUUUCUUGAAAAUUUUUGGUCAUGGCUUCUUCAAGUGGUACAUCAUCAGGUUCAUCAUUUCUUCAGAACUCAGGGUCAGAAGAAGAUCUUCAGCUGUUAAUGGAUCAGAGGAAGAGAAAAAGAAUGAUAUCAAACAGGGAAUCAGCAAGAAGAUCAAGAAUGAGAAAGCAAAAACACUUAGAUGAUUUGAUGGCCCAAGUAUCAACACUAAGAAAAGAGAAUGACCAGAUAUUGACAAGUAUGAAUGUCACAACACAGCAUUAUCUUAAUGUUGAGGCUGAAAAUUCAAUCUUGAGAGCUCAAUUAAGUGAACUUAGCCAUAGGCUUGAGUCACUUAAUGAAAUCAUUGCAUAUAUGGAUGCCAACAACAACAACAACAGUUGUAGUAAUGGUCUUGCUAUGGACCACAAUGAGCCAUAUAGCUUCAAUUUUGCACAAAGUGACACUGUGGUUGAUGGGUUCAACAUGACCAAUUCCUGGAACUACUUCUGUUCUAAUCAGCCCAUUAUGACUGCACAUGUCUUGCAGUACUGACGUGACAUUGUUAGUCGGCCCAAUGAAUUUCGAAUACUCAAGUCAUUCCAGAUAUCGAUCAGAUGGUUGGUUGAAGAGAAAAAGAAUCCUCUUUUUUCAAGCAGUAGAUCUAAGAUUUAAAAAAAAAAAAAAAGUGCUAUCAAGUAGUAUAAGUAUUAGUAUUUCUGUUUUAUCAAGUAGUAUUAUUAAGAAUAAAUCCUUUCAGGGAAUAUUUGGUGUUAUUGUAAAUGUGGGGUUUGUAAUCUCAUCUUUGAUUUCUCUUUCAAGGACUUAAAUUAUGCAGUUGUAAUUGCCAA